This is a messenger RNA of Caenorhabditis angaria, 2109 nucleotides long. The record is from the annotation of a GenBank genome assembly. NCBI's taxonomy places the organism in Eukaryota, Metazoa, Nematoda, Chromadorea, Rhabditida, Rhabditidae.
AUGUUAAACGCUGCAAAAAAUGCGAAAUGUGUUAAUGGUGCUGUUAGAAAUUAUAUGAAGUUGGUAAAUCAAUUGAAAAUCACGGUAUUCUAAAUAUUGACUUUCAGAAAACCUUUGUCCAGCAACCACACAUUCGAUGUUAUUGAUCACACUUUUGAUGCAGUUGUUGUAGGAGCUGGUGGAGCUGGUCUUCGAGCAGCAAUGGGUUUAUCAGAAGGUGGUAUGAAGACAGCUGUCAUCACCAAGCUUUUUCCAACAAGAUCCCACACUGUUGCUGCGCAAGGAGGUGUAAAUGCUGCUCUUGGAAAUAUGAAUCCAGAUAACUGGCGAUGGCAUUUUUACGACACAGUCAAAGGAUCAGAUUGGUUAGGAGAUCAAGAUGCGAUUCAUUACAUGACAAGAGAAGCUGAAAGAGCAAUUAUUGAAUUGGAAAACUAUGGAAUGCCAUUUUCACGAACAACUGAAGGAAAGAUCUAUCAAAGAGCUUUUGGUGGACAAUCGAAUGAUUUUGGAAGAGGAGGACAAGCACAUAGAACUUGUUGUGUUGCUGAUCGUACUGGACAUUCAUUGCUUCACACACUUUAUGGAGCAUCUCUCCAAUAUGAUUGUAAUUAUUUCAUCGAAUAUUUCGCAUUGGAUCUCAUUAUGGAUAAGGUACUCAAAAUUUUAUUUUUAAACUACUUAAAAACAUGUUUUGUUUUCAGGGUGUUUGCAUUGGUGUGAUUGCCAUGGACAUUGAAACUGGUCAAAUUCACCGAUUCCGCGCCAAAAACACUGUUCUAGCUACUGGUGGUUAUGGUAGAGCAUAUUUCUCAUGUACAUCUGCUCACACUUGCACUGGUGACGGUACCGCUUUGACCGCUCGUGCAGGUAUCAAAAACUCUGAUAUGGAAUUUGUCCAAUUCCAUCCAACUGGUAUUUACGGUGUUGGUUGUUUGAUCACUGAAGGUUCGAGAGGAGAAGGUGGAUUUUUGGUGAAUUCGCAAGGUGAACGUUUUAUGGAAAGAUAUGCGCCGGUGGCAAAAGAUUUGGCAUCUAGAGAUGUUGUUUCGCGAGCAAUGACAAUGGAGAUUUUGGAAGGACGAGGAGUUGGAGAAAAUAAAGAUCAUAUUUUCUUACAAUUGCAUCAUUUACCAGCAGAACAAUUGCAACAAAGAUUGCCUGGAAUCUCAGAAACUGCUCAAAUUUUCGCUGGUGUUGAUGUCACAAAAGAACCAAUUCCAGUUAUUCCAACAGUGCAUUAUAAUAUGGGAGGUGUUCCAACCAAUUAUAAAGGACAAGUUUUGAAGUUCACUCCAGAAAAAGGUGAUGAAGUUGUUCCUGGAUUGUAUGCGGCUGGAGAAUGUGGUGCACAUUCAGUUCAUGGAGCUAAUCGUCUUGGAGCCAACUCCUUGUUGGAUCUUGUCAUUUUUGGAAGAUCGUGUGCUUUGAAGUGAGAUUUUUUUGAAAAAUAAUUAAUCUAGUUUUUUUCUAGCAUUUUGAAAGAAAACAAAGCUGGAGACAAUAUUCCUGAACUUCCAAAGAAAUGUGAAGAGAAAUCAAUCGAUAACAUCGAUGGAUUGUUCAACUCUAAAGGAGAUAUUUCAUCAAGAGAACUUCGAUCACAAAUGCAGAUGACAAUGCAAAAACAUGCUGCUGUUUUUAGAAGAGGAGAUAUUUUGAAAGAAGGAGUUGAGAAAAUGUCCAAAUUGUUCAAAGAUCAACAUCAUUUGAGUGCAAUUGGAGAUCAAGGAAAAGUUUGGAAUUCGGAAUUGGUUGAAACGUUAGAAUUGCAAAAUUUAUUGAUCAAUGCCAAUCAAACUAUUGUUGCUGCUGAGAAUCGAACUGUAAGUUUCAGUUUUUUUUGGAAUGAAAAUUAAAUUCUUAUUUCAGGAAUCCCGCGGUGCACAUGCUCGUGACGACUUCCCAGAUCGAAUUGAUGAACUUGAUUAUAGUAAACCAUUAGAAGGACAAAAGAAAAAGGAGUUCAAAGAUCAUUGGCGCAAACAUUCAAUUAUUGGAAUCGAUCUUGAAACUGGAAAAGUUGAUUUGACAUAUCGCCCAGUUAUCGACAAAACUCUUGACAAAAAUGAAACUGAUUGGGUUCCACCAAAAGUUCGAUCAUAUUAA